This is a messenger RNA of Pundamilia nyererei, 1257 nucleotides long. The record is from RefSeq and is a predicted model, not a curated record. NCBI's taxonomy places the organism in Eukaryota, Metazoa, Chordata, Actinopteri, Cichliformes, Cichlidae.
AUGCGUAAUGCCUCUGAACUAUUUUUUGUCUGUUUCUUGACAGAGUAUGAAAUUGAGCGGUCCUUCUUCUUGAGGAUGAAGUGUGUUCUUGCCAAACGAAAUGCAGGGCUGACAUGUGGAGGAUAUAAGGUCAUCCACUGCAGUGGCUACCUGAAAGUGCGUCAGUACAUGGUGGACAUGGUGCUCUAUGAAUCAUGCUAUCAGACUAUGGGCCUGGUAGCAGUUGGACACUCCCUGCCUCCCAGUGGUAUCACUGAGAUCAAACUCCAUAGUAACAUGUUCAUGUUCAGAGCCAGCCUGGACUUCAAGCUCAUCUUUUUGGACAUGAGGGUGGCAGAGCUGACAGGCUACGAGCCUCAGGACCUGAUAGACAAGACUCUUUACCACCACGUUCAUGCCUGUGACAUUUUCCAUCUACGAUACGCUCAUCAUUUAUUGCUGGUGAAGGGUCAGGUCACCACCAAGUAUUACCGCUUGCUAUCAAAGCAUGGAGGUUGGGUAUGGGUGCAGAGUUACGCUACCAUUGUCCACAACAGCCGUUCAUCCAGACCUCACUGUAUUGUCAGUGUGAACUACGUCCUCACUGACAUUGAAAGCAAGGAACUACAGUUAUCUGAAGAUCAGAGUCAAGUCACUAAGUGUGGUGUAAGUCUCACUUCCUCUCAGGACCACAGCAGACAAUUCAGAACCAAAGCAGUCAAGAUGAAGACCAAACUAAGAGAAGCUCCCUAUCUUGAGAAGGCUCCUCGCCUCUUCCAGCCGGACCUCUCAUACUGCUCGUCACAAAAGGGGAUGUUGAAAGACAGAUCCCUGUACCCAAUGACCCCUUGCAGGGAGACGAGAACCAACCUGAGACCUGAAGGAGUUCAGGUGUCCUGCAGCCCCACUUACAAUCUGACUCUCCAUUACCCAUCCCAUCAUCAGCAUCUGAACGUUCAGAGCCAGCUGCCCAGCUCAGUUCCCUCCUCUCAGCUAUCUCAACAAAUCAUCGGCUCCCUGCAUAGUAAAGGGGCUGAUGGAUGGAACAUCAGCAACUCCACAGCAGCCAACAAAUACAAAGGUGGACAAGGCGAGCAGUUCAGGAGGUUGAAGAAGGAUGAAUUGAUCGAUCUGGCAGGAGAAGAGGAGGUUUCGCUGGAGGAAGGUCUGGCUAAACCUGCAAUUGCGCUGCACCUAAUGGAGGUUUUGCGGCCAGAAGUGCGGUUAGAGCAAAGGCAACGUAGAAAAUUGGUGGAGGAGAAAAGUGACAGCAAAUAA